Messenger RNA from Asterias rubens (European starfish), 1366 nucleotides. RefSeq names its product phe13-bombesin receptor-like. Gene Ontology annotation, molecular function: G protein-coupled receptor activity. Gene Ontology annotation, cellular component: membrane. The transcript has a single exon. Gene Ontology annotation, biological process: G protein-coupled receptor signaling pathway. The record is from RefSeq and is a predicted model, not a curated record. NCBI's taxonomy places the organism in Eukaryota, Metazoa, Echinodermata, Asteroidea, Forcipulatida, Asteriidae.
GUGAACAUCGCACAACACACGUGAACGGCUCAACCAAAAGCGUUUUCUAAGCUUUUUUAGGGACCAUGCAGUUUAGAACACACGGCUUAUGUCAGGAUUUUCUAUCCGCUGGAUUCAUGUAUCAACCGUCCAGUUGUUGCCAGUGACUGAGGGCGUCGUGUGUAGGCGGCUACUCGUUGAAAGCUCGCACGUUAAGAGAAGUUCUAUCAGCGAAAUGAUUUUAUUUCCAAGACUGACUCCACCAUCACAAGGGUGACUUGUUUAUUUAGCGGAUAAGUUGCAACUUUAUCCAGCGCCGGAUUGAUAGUUUUUAAAGACACGGAUUCGGUGUUUUUUGCUUUAGAACCUUCGACUUGCCCGUCAAGAUUACACUGUGGAUUUCGGUUGAACUCCGGAAUUAACUACAGUCAAGAUGAGUUCCCAGACAACGCUAGCUUCUUACUACAGCAACUAUUCUUAUAAUGAGACUUAUUUUGAAGAGCCCGUAGACGCUUAUGAAGCGGUAGCUAUGGGGUUCCUGGUCCUGUUCGGCAUCGUCGGAGUAGUGGGCAACGGAACCCUGGUCUGUAUCGUCCUCUUCAAUCCGGACAUGAGGUCAGUUCCGAACAUUUUGAUAGCGAGCCUCGGACUUGGGGAUUUCUUUGUGGUCAUAACCUCGGUUCCAGUCACCUUCGUGUCGUACCUUUAUACCGAGUACCCGUUCGGUGUCGCUAUGUGUAAGUUCGGCAACGUGGUGCCGAUAAUCUCACACGGGGUGUCUGUCUUCACCCUCGCUGCCCUGAGCUACGACCGCUACACUGCCAUCGUCCGCCCCAUGCAGAGGCGGCAGUCCAACGCCGUUGCCCGGACAUACAUCGUCUCAGUUGUCAUCUGGUGCAUGUCGAUUCUUCUCGGUACCCCAACAGCAAUUUACGCCCGGUUGGAAAUUUACGAAUACGAAGGUGUCAGCGUGGCUAUAUGUCUACCCUACCCGGUCGGCUCGGUGGAAGCUAAGGUCCACGAAGUCUUAAGGUGUUUCAUUAUGUUCGUUGGACCUCUUGCCAUUAUUAGUUGUUACUACCUGUUGAUUGCGGCGCAGCUGUACCAAAGCUCCAGGGCGAUUCCUUGCGAGGGUCACGGGGACUCGAGGCAGCUCAGAGCCCGUCGCAGACUGGCCAGGACUGUUCUUGUACUCGUGGUUAUAUUUGCUAUCUGUUGGAUACCUCAUUUUAUAUACAGGUGAGUUUUCAAACAUUUUCAAUUUGCGUGUUUUGUACACUUUAUAAAGACCCCUUUAAGGUGCUCAGAUUGUAACGCGAGUCAUUGGUGUAACGUAACAUGUUGUCAGAUAUCCUGCACACCGCGAACCAAGAUACUGACAAAAUAG